GAGUCCGCGGUGGAGUACGCACGCAAGAUUUUUCUCCGCUCACCACGAUGCGAAUACCGCGCAGCUGCAGAGACGGGCGAACGGCUCUUUGAUAGAUUCUCGUGCGAUUUAAAUUUUCCCGCGCGAAGCCUCGCCUCGCACAACCGUUGAGCGUUUGAAUAUUUUCGAAUUAUUCAACGUCGGUGUUUCGGGGAAGCGUAAUUCUACCGGUGUUUUCGGAUUCAAAGAGAACGUUUUUUCUACGUUACCGCGGAGAUCUCCGUUUUCUUAAACGACGCUUAUGACAAAACCUUGAUAAUCGGUAACUCGGUGAUGGUUUAACAUUUGUGACAGUGUCCGAGGAAAACAAUGUGAUAGCGAACACUAGAAGUAUAUAAUCCAAGGCUAUGUUUCGCGGGGCGGGAAGGCUGCGUACAGCCCUGGUUUCUCUGAUCCUGUUGGCCGUCUGUACCACAAGUACCUCCGCUGUGAUGCGCUGCGAGGAUGCGAGGCUUCGGUGCGCCUACAGAGCCGGGUGCGGGAUGGCCCUCCAGCAUUACGUGACCAGAUGUUCCUCCGUCUUGGGAGGCGCCGGCGGUGGCUGCCCCGAGACAUGUCUUCACGCCCUGAUCGCCCUGACCAGUACCGAUGAGGGCAAAGAAUUGAUGACUUGCAACUGUGCCCGGGACGAUCGUCUCUGCGAACAGUCCAAGCAGAGGGUCGAGGUAUGCAGGCCGUCCGUGAUGAUAGAGAUGAACAACACAAGGGUGUCCUGCAGGAUCGCUACCUCGAUAUGCAAUGCCGAUACUCUCUGUGCAAAGGCUCUGGAGUACUACAAUGGCUUCUGCGGAAGCAUGUUUCGCGGGAAGAAAUGCACUAAAAGGUGUCGUAAUUCGAUCAACAUCCUGAGGCGCCAGGACAAGGCCGCAAAGCUAAUUACGUGUGUCUGCGACGGGGCUGAAGACUACGACUGUACAGGUAUCCAUCGGAAUAUGAACUGGCUAUGCUUCGGAAAAAUUCACCACGAUUAUCACGACACGAAGAAGAUUUUGGGUGAUACACGAUCCAACGAGAUCCUCAGGACCGACGCCCACAGUCGCGGCGCCGGCGUCGCAACGUCCGUCGGCCAAACAUCGACGGCUUUGGUGCCAAUCUUCCUGCUAGCUCUGCUAGUCAGAUAAUAAGACGAUCAAGGAGAAGGAAGCACAACGAGUUCUCAAACAGUAUUCCGUGAGUGAAGACCAAAGACUCGAAAGAUUACCAGUUAUAUAGUGCGUUUAGCAAGUAGGCGGGGCGGGAGAACCAAUUUAACUUUACCGCCACGUGUUGGACGACGAAUAGUAUACGAUGUAACUACCAAUUGAUUACGAUUACACGCGCAAGAGGGUAGAAGAAAGUAAAUGAAAAAAUGUCAUCGUCUACAGAAGGAGAAGAGAAAGAGAAAUUCUUGAGCAGGAUCGAAGCAAGGUUCAUAUUUCGCAACUGCGUCAGAAUUUUUCUAUCGUAUGUAUACUG
Messenger RNA from Neodiprion fabricii, 1494 nucleotides. RefSeq names its product growth arrest-specific protein 1-like. The transcript is spliced from 5 exons. Gene Ontology annotation, biological process: regulation of cell cycle. Lineage: Eukaryota; Metazoa; Arthropoda; Insecta; Hymenoptera; Diprionidae. The record is from RefSeq and is a predicted model, not a curated record. Bases 387 to 1160 code for a protein of 257 amino acids.